Messenger RNA from Aspergillus ruber CBS 135680, 1877 nucleotides. It is a transcript of the gene atfA, whose product is annotated as bZIP transcription factor atfA. Gene Ontology annotation, biological process: regulation of transcription by RNA polymerase II. Gene Ontology annotation, molecular function: RNA polymerase II cis-regulatory region sequence-specific DNA binding; DNA-binding transcription factor activity, RNA polymerase II-specific. NCBI's taxonomy places the organism in Eukaryota, Fungi, Ascomycota, Eurotiomycetes, Eurotiales, Aspergillaceae. The transcript is spliced from 3 exons. The coding region runs from base 125 to 1666 and encodes 513 amino acids. The record is from RefSeq and is a predicted model, not a curated record.
UACUUCUUGUUCCAUUGCCACCCUGUCCACUCGCUUUCCCGUUGGGGUCGCCUGCGGCCCUCGAAUAUCUCUACGAUUCUAAAGUACUUUUCUCUACGGUAUCGCGACUUUGUUACAGCGCAUCAUGUCUGCUGCUGUCGCCCCGACAGUUUCGACCAGCUUAGCCGACACUAGUAAUUCCCCCAUGGACUCGAAAAACGACGUUUUGAAACCGGAAGACUCCAGAGCGCAAUCCUCAGACAGCAAAGAUCAGAAGCCAGAUGUAGAAUCGCAAAACUCAUUGGCGCCCCCCCCUCGACCAACGGCUACAGACACUCCCGACUACUUCAACUCGGUUCACAACCCCUUCUCGCUCGAACCCAACCCGUUCGAGCAAUCUUUCAGCGGUAAUAACGGCGGUGCUGGAGGUGCCGGUGCAUCCAAUGAGACCCCCGGCAAGUCGUUGCUUCCUCCCGUCGCCGCUCUUACCUCCCCAGCCUUGCCCACCACCGGUUCGACCAGCGGCUAUAAUUGGACUAACUCAUUGCGUUCUGGUCCCUUGAGUCCUGCCAUGCUCGCGGGUCCGACUCCUUCGAACGAUUACUUUGAUAAUAUUGGCAGAGGCUUUCCUACUCCUAACGAAUCGUCUCUGCGUACCGGUCUGACCCCCGGUGGUGGCGGCUCCAUGUUCCCCGCCCCAAGUCCCAAUUCUCAAGCCAUCUUCCAGCAAUUGCAGAGUGGUGGCGCUACUCCCUCGACCAUCGAGUUCCAUCGCACUGCCCUCAACGCCGCCAAGAAGAACGGAAUCAACGCACCUACCUCCAACCCAACAACCGAGCCCCAGCAAGAAACCCAAACGACGGCCAUGGAUGUCAAGGAGAACUCUCAGCCCGCCGUGGUUGAUCCAUUCACGCACCACGAUGCGGCUGACGCGGCCAACGGACUCUUCAUGCUGGCUAAAGGAGGCCAGCAGAAUCAGUUCCAACCCACGAAUCAGCCUUCAAUACCCCCACAAACUAUGCAGAACGACCAACGCGACGCGGGUCCGAACACCCGACGAGCGUCGCAGCAUGCGAAUGGCGCUGCCGCGAACAAUGGUCGUGAGAUGAGCGACGCAUCUGAUCUACAGAGUGAGCCGACCAAACCAGCUACCAGAGGCAAGGGUAAGAAGGGUGCGAACACGCGGGCUUCGAAUGCAGCCGGCAACCGGCGGAAAGCGGAAGACUCGCCGGCCAAGGGUCCUAACAAGAAGCCCAAGGCCAGUGCUAGCCUGGAGCCUCUGUCGGAUGAAUCCGAUGAAGACGAUGAGAAACCCAGAGGUCAGAUGGAUCCCAAGAAGAUGACUGAUGAAGAGAAGCGACGCAACUUCCUUGAACGUAACCGAGUUGCGGCUCUCAAAUGCCGACAGCGAAAGAAGCAAUGGUUAGCCAACCUCCAGAACAAGGUUGAACUUUUCACCACUGAGAAUGACGCCCUUACUGCCACUGUUACCCAACUGCGCGAGGAAAUUGUCAACCUCAAGACUCUCCUGUUGGCUCACAAGGACUGCCCUGUCUCGCAAGCACAAGGCAUUGGCCCUCUCAUGAUGAACGGCAUAUCAUCUGGAUACGAACCGCAUCCAUAUAAUAUCCCCAACAACAUGGGCAUGCCACCCGGCGCGCCGAUGCCUCAGAGCAUUCGACGGUAAUAUAUAAUCAGCGCUUGAUGGCGGUCAAAUGAUGCCUGGGCCGCUUUCGAUAAUCCUUUUCCCAUCCUUCUGAAUCCAGCUAUUUGCUUCUCAGCGCGCAUCAGCCGACAGGGCGGCUAUCUUUCUUACCCCGGGGUUAGGUAUUCCUUGCCUUCUUUUCUCAGGCUUCUUUAUUUUCGGCUGCGAGCUUUUUCUUUCACGGGACCUAUUU